GCGAUGCCGGCUCAACAACGCCACGUCGCGAGCCGCAGGGCUGCAUACUCGCCGUAGGCAUGCGUCGACGACGAAGCUAUGCGACACUUCUCGCACUAGGCGUGCUCUUGGCCGACGCCGCGGCACCCCGCGCAAACUUGAGGCCAGCGCUGCAGCAGGCGCUGCCGAGGCGAGCAGCCCUCGCGACACUCUUGACGCCCGCCGCCGCGCACGCCGCGCAGCUCACGGACCAGAACGCGCCCGUCACGCGACCGGAGGCCGGCCGCGCCUUCGGCGAGGCGAUCCUCCCGCCCGUACCUUUUGGCAGGGCGACGUACCGCUACGACCUCGGGCGGGGCGCUUAUGCUUUUGAGCAAUUAUUGCGGUUCCAGAACGUGUCGGCGACGGUGAGGAUGAACGUUCAGAGAUUGAGGAACGGGAAGUUGUGGGUCGUCGCACCAGUGGCGCCGACCGGUGAGUGUUUAUCACUCCUAAAGGACAUCGGAGAAGUGGAACACUUGGUCCUACCGGUCACAGCACUGGAGCACAAGGCCUUCUUCGGGCCCUUCCAGCGCCAGUUUCCGUCCGCGUCAGUGUGGGCCGCACCCGGCCAAUAUGGGCCCUUCGGGACGCUCGGUUUCUCACCAGAAACGUCGACGCUGCCGUUUCGAGUCGACGGCGUGUUACCACGGACGAAGAAGGACAAGCAGCCGCCCUGGUCGUCGGAAAUCGAAACCAAGACGUUCUACGUUGAUUUACCCGGCAACGCGGGCCCGGUCGCCGAGGCGGCCUUCUUCCACAAGGAUACCAAAACUCUGUUCGUGACGGAUGCGGUGUCCUGGAUUCCACGACUAUCUAGAGCUCCCAACAUUUUUCGGACGUCCUUCGAUGACAAAACAUACGACAACGACGACUUUUGGCCUAAGUCGGUGUUACAAGCAGUUUUCUUAUCGUUGCGGAAGGAUGGCCAGAGGUGGCCGGGCUACGACGCCAUCACGGACAAAGUCGUGCGGGCUCCUAUCCUAGCUGCAUUCGCGGACAUCCGGGCUCCCUCGGAAACGAUAGCGUGGAUCGACGACGUGUGUAGGUGGCCCUUCGAGCGCGUCGUGACGUCGCACUUCGCGUCGCCGUUCGCUGCCUCUCCGGCGGAGGUGCGGAGAGCCUUCGGCCAAAAUCCCAAUAAAAUCGAUGCGCGAGACUGGAAGCAGCUUGACGACCUCAACAAGGUCAUCGUCGACAACGACCUCGGCGCCGUCAUCAAGGGCGACUACCACUGAAAAUCGCACCAUUCGUCAGUAGUAGGCCUAACAUCGGUAAUCUA
Pelagomonas calceolata is the source of this 1300-nucleotide messenger RNA. NCBI's taxonomy places the organism in Eukaryota, Pelagophyceae, Pelagomonadales, Pelagomonadaceae. The record is from the annotation of a GenBank genome assembly.